AUGCCCUCCGUGAGCCCUCCGUCCAUGCCUCCCUACUCAUGUGAAUCUCAUCAGGUCGUGAAAGCUCUGCACGACCUUCACACGAAGCUGCGGGUGAUCCACCGCGACGUGAAACCCUCCAACAUCCUCAUGAACCGCGCCAGCCAGGUGAAGAUGUGCGACUUCGGCAUCAGCGGCCAGCUCGUCGACAGUCUCGCAAAGACGGUGGAUGCCGGCUGCAAACCAUACAUGGCGCCAGAGAGAAUCAACCCGCCGCGUGACUACAAGGGCUAUGACAUAAAGUCGGAUGUGUGGAGUCUAGGCAUAUCCAUGGUAUGUACUCAAUCAAAUGUUUUAAAUAGCGCGUCUUUCUUAUGUAUUAUAUGUACGUAUUGGGACUUUUUUACACGUGAAACUCAGCAAUAUUGCUUGCAGAAGCUCUACAAGGACAGGCUCAACUACGUGCAGCUGCUGCAGCAUCCGUUCAUUAAGAAGCACCAGGACACCGACCAGGGCGACGUCGUCACGUUCGUCAACGAGGUUCUUGACUUCAUGGAACAGGACAGCGCAGCGCAGGCCGCCGCCAGCUAA
This is a messenger RNA of Priapulus caudatus, 570 nucleotides long. RefSeq names its product dual specificity mitogen-activated protein kinase kinase 6-like. The coding region runs from base 1 to 570 and encodes 189 amino acids. The record is from RefSeq and is a predicted model, not a curated record. NCBI's taxonomy places the organism in Eukaryota, Metazoa, Priapulida, Priapulimorpha, Priapulimorphida, Priapulidae. The transcript has 3 exons. Gene Ontology annotation, biological process: MAPK cascade; protein phosphorylation. Gene Ontology annotation, molecular function: ATP binding; MAP kinase kinase activity.